This is a messenger RNA of Sorex araneus (European shrew), 567 nucleotides long. RefSeq names its product interferon omega-1-like. Gene Ontology annotation, molecular function: cytokine activity; type I interferon receptor binding. The transcript has 3 exons. Gene Ontology annotation, biological process: adaptive immune response; B cell differentiation; positive regulation of peptidyl-serine phosphorylation of STAT protein. NCBI's taxonomy places the organism in Eukaryota, Metazoa, Chordata, Mammalia, Eulipotyphla, Soricidae. The record is from RefSeq and is a predicted model, not a curated record. Gene Ontology annotation, cellular component: extracellular region. Bases 1 to 567 code for a protein of 188 amino acids.
AUGGCCCUCCUGCUGCCUCUGCUCAUGGCCCUGGUGCCACUCAGCUGGGGCCCUGCUGGCUCUCUGGGCUGUGUCCUGCCUCACAACCACGUCCUGGUCAGCAGGAGGAACCUGGAGCUGCUGGGCCAGAUGAGGAGAGUGUCCCCGUUGUCCUGUCUGCGGGACAGAAGAGACUUCGGCUUCCCCUGGGAGGCGGUGGCCGACGGCCAGUUGCAGAAGGCCCCGGCCCUGUCUGCGCUGCACGAGAUGCUCCAGCAGCUCUUGCAGCUCUUGCUGAGAGAGGGCUCGGCGGCCGCCUGGAGCCCGGCCCUCCUGGAGCCGCUGCGCACGGGGCUGCACCGGCAGCUGGAAGACCUGGACUCGUGUUUGGUGCAGCUGAGGGCAGAUGAGGGCUCAAUUCAGAGACACACUAAAGAAUCUCAGAACCCACUUGCUCUCAAGAAUUACUUCCGAAGAAUCAAGCUCUAUCUGAAUCAAAAGAAAUAUAGUGCGUGUGCCUGGGAGAUUGUUAGGCGGGAAAUUCAAACCUCCUUUUUCCUCAUGAAACAAUCAUCAAAGAGAAUGUAG